Molecule: messenger RNA, 1435 nt
Organism: Vanessa tameamea
Lineage: Eukaryota; Metazoa; Arthropoda; Insecta; Lepidoptera; Nymphalidae
Product: farnesyl pyrophosphate synthase-like
Exons: 7
Coding region: 228-1373 (381 amino acids)
Biological process (GO): trans, trans-farnesyl diphosphate biosynthetic process
Cellular component (GO): cytoplasm
Molecular function (GO): dimethylallyltranstransferase activity; (2E,6E)-farnesyl diphosphate synthase activity
Source: RefSeq, a predicted model, not a curated record
CGUCACUCACUGUCAAGUGUCAGUCUAGUUCAGUUGUUCCAGUUGUCUACACUGCAGUUAAAAGUUAUAAUAUUUAUAGUCAAUAAUAGUCAUUUAUUAAUGGUGUUUCGCUAUUUACGUGAUGAGUAGAAAAUAUUCAUUGAAAACCUCCUUUUAAACGUGUCAUUAGAAUAUAUUCAGAGAAAGUUGUUGGCGCGUAGCCUAAAUUAAAAACAAAAAAAUUAGAGAUGUCGAUUUUUAGAAUAUUAAGUAGAAGUAGCCGUUUAGGCUUAAAAAGUAUCAGUGUACAACAACAGAACUUUCUUAAAAUGUCAACAAAUGCCUCCAUAUCAGAGUUGCAAAGAGAAAAGGAAACAUUCCAGGACCUAUUACCGAACAUUAUGGAAACAAUGUUAAAAAACACAAGAUUCACAAAUAUGCCUGAAGUUGCGAACUGGACAAAACAGGUUCUAGAAUAUAAUCUACACGGCGGCAAGAAAACUCGAGGAUUGACCACAACACUCGCAUAUGAAACUCUAGAGCACCCAGAUAAUAUCACAGAAGAAUCUCUCAAAGUCAGCCGCGUCGUAGGAUGGUGCGUCGAAAUGUUACACGCUUACUUCUUGGUGAUGGACGACAUCAUGGACGGUUCCACGAAGCGCCGUGGGGUCCCGUGCUGGUACCGCCUGCCGAACAUCGGCCUCGGAGCCAUUAACGACUCAAUAUUAAUUCAUUCAUCUAUAUAUGAAAUACUGAAACUUUACUGCGAGAAUCUGCCGCAUUACAAACACAUUGUGGACCAGUUUAACGAGGCGUUGUUGUACACAUCCAUGGGCCAACAUUUGGACUACACGAUGGCACAUCGCAACAAGAACGAUUACAGUCUGUUUACGUUAGAGAGAUACAGUUCUAUCGUUAAAUACAAGACCGCGUACUACACCUACAAACUACCGGUGUCCCUGGGACUGCUCUUGGCUAACAAUACUGAUAUGAAGACCCAUAAAAUUGCUGAGGAGAUAUGUUUAGAAAUUGGACACUUAUUUCAAAUGCAGGACGAUUUUAUAGAUACUUUCGGAGUUGAAAAAGUGACUGGCAAAGUGGGCACUGAUAUCCAAGAAGGCAAGUGUUCCUGGCUCGCUGUACAAGCAUUGGAAAGGUGUAAUUCGAAACAGAUGAAAGUAUUCACAGCUUGCUAUGGUAGCCCAGAACCAGCGCACAUUGAACGGAUCAAGAGAUUAUACGAGGAAUUGGAACUACCCGCGAUAUACCAGAAGGAGGAAAGGGAUCGCUACAACUCGGUAGUACAGCGCGUCCGGCAACUACCCACUGAAACAUCCAUGUCGCCAGAUCUGUUCUUAAAGUUACUCGACAUGAUAUAUGACAGGAAAAAUUAAAUAUCGAUCUUAUGUACAUAGGAGUUAUUUAACGAUAAUAAGUAUUUUUUAUUAAUUUUAAA